CUGCAGUUCUGCUCUCUCCCCGGCCUCUGAGCGGAUGAUCCAGCCGACCUCACCGCGCGCGGCUGCUUUCAACCUGCAUGUUUGCUGCUGAGCGCUUAUGUGAGCCCCUCGGGACCGGAUCCGUCAGGACCAGAAGCUGACAGGUGUCCCACCAGAACUGAACUUGUGUGAAACGGUUUUGUGCGCCGGAACUUUAGAAGAACGGAUCGAACUUUUCAGUUUAAAGUUAGAAGUGGAGUUUUUUUUGUUCCGUGGAGAUGAGUGGAUCGCUGUGGAUUUCUUCGUGUCCCCUCGCGGUUUGAACAGGAACACCAUGCUGCCUGUGCGGCUCCUGUUCCUGUUAGUGGGCUGCGGUCAGCUCCACGCCACUUUCAGUCCGGAUCGUGGCUCGUCCGCCGCAGACAAGAACGCGCACAGGCGGAGAUGGCGCAACAACGGAACGAUGAUACGUGGAGGCAGUGCGCGCGUGUCGUGGUCUGACACUGGCAGCUCUGAGGCCUAUAAGCUGGGGGAGACACGCGGGUCCCGGUGGGCUGUGCGUAAAAGUCACGCGCAAAAUGGAACGAAGGCAACUCAAUCGGAGCCAGGAGAUUUACGCACAGCCACCCUGCCAGGAGGAACCGGAUGUGGUGGAGGAGACGCGCUUAACGGAACAAAAUGCACAACCAGAACCGGUAGACACCAGGAGAGGAGCGGUUCGGGUCUGAAGACCGGCAGGGCUCGGCGUGACUUACGGUCGGAAGGUCCUGCAGGGGCCAUGGCGCAGGGCCAGGACACCGGACAUCCCAACAUAAGUGAUUAUGAGGAGGAGUACUCCCUGCCGGACCUCCCCGACACCACACUGGAGCCCGUGAACCCCCGGACCCGCCGCAAGCCGGUGAAGAAUCCGUUCUACCCGCCCUCCGCGGAAUCUUACGGCGCGUACGCGGUGACGCUGGCCGCCGCCGUCAUCUUCAGCGUGGGGAUCAUCGGGAACGUGUCGCUCAUGUGCAUCGUGUGUCACAACUACUACAUGAGGAGCAUCUCCAACUCGCUGCUCGCCAACCUCGCGCUCUGGGAUUUCCUCCUCAUCUUCUUCUGCCUGCCGCUCGUGGUGUUCCACGAGCUCACCAAGAACUGGCUGCUGGGAGAGUUCUCGUGCAGGAUUAUCCCCUACCUGGAGGUGGCGUCUCUUGGGGUCACGACAUUCUCGCUGUGCGCUCUGUGCAUCGACCGUUUCCGCGCCGCCACCAACGUGAAGAUGUACUACGAGAUGAUCGAGAACUGGGUUUCCACCACGGCCAAGCUCGCCGUCAUCUGGGUCGGCGCUCUGCUGCUGGCUUUACCCGAGCUGCUGAUCCGACAGCUGGUGACCGAGGACGGAGAUCCGCCCGACGUGACGCCCUGCGAACGCUGCGUGGUCCGUAUUUCCACCCAACUCCCCGACACGCUCUACGUCUUGGGGCUGACCUACAACGGGGCGCGCCUCUGGUGGUACUUCGGCUGCUACUUUUGUCUGCCGACGCUGUUUACCAUCUGCAGCUCACUGGCCACGGCCCGCAAGAUCCGCCACGCUGAACGGACCUGCGUACGAGGGAGCAAGAAGCAGAUCCAGCUGGAAAGCCAGAUGAACUGUGCCGUGGUGGCUCUGGCCAUCCUCUACGGCUUCUGCAUCAUCCCAGAGAACAUCUGCAACAUUGUCACCAUGUACUUGGCAGCUGGUGUUCCUCGGAGAACUCUGGACAUCCUGUACCUGGUCAGCCAGCUGUUGCUCUUUUGCAAGUCGGCCUUUACUCCGGUCCUGCUGUUCUGCCUGUGCCAGCCCUUCACCAGAGCUUUCCUAGACUGCUGCUGCUGCUGCUGCGACGAGUGCGGCCCGCCCCGCUCCGCCGCCGCCACCGCUGAUAUCGAAAACGAGUGCGCCACCACCGAGCUGGAGCUGUCYCCGUUCAGUACCAUCCGCAGGGAGCCUUCUACCUCUGCUGUGGGGACACACUGCUGAGGUCAAAGGUCAACGACAGACAGCAUCUCAACAGAAAUCUGACUGAUGAGCUGAAAGACUCCUGAUGCAGACGGCUGUCCAUCCACUGUUUUAUAUCUGCGAACGAAUAAACAGUCAACUUUA
Austrofundulus limnaeus is the source of this 2104-nucleotide messenger RNA. It is a transcript of the gene gpr37a, whose product is annotated as G protein-coupled receptor 37a. The coding region runs from base 314 to 1981 and encodes 555 amino acids. The record is from RefSeq and is a predicted model, not a curated record. Gene Ontology annotation, molecular function: prosaposin receptor activity; G protein-coupled peptide receptor activity. NCBI's taxonomy places the organism in Eukaryota, Metazoa, Chordata, Actinopteri, Cyprinodontiformes, Rivulidae. The transcript is spliced from 2 exons. Gene Ontology annotation, biological process: positive regulation of MAPK cascade; adenylate cyclase-inhibiting G protein-coupled receptor signaling pathway. Gene Ontology annotation, cellular component: plasma membrane; signaling receptor complex.